Erythranthe guttata (spotted monkey flower) is the source of this 1375-nucleotide messenger RNA. RefSeq names its product exopolysaccharide production negative regulator. NCBI's taxonomy places the organism in Eukaryota, Viridiplantae, Streptophyta, Magnoliopsida, Lamiales, Phrymaceae. The record is from RefSeq and is a predicted model, not a curated record.
GACUAGGUAGAUGUUGAAUUGUUUUUGCCAAGAUUAUCCCUCCCCUUGUCUUCUCUCUCUCCUCUCUCUCUCUCUCUCCCUCUCUCUCUCUCUCACACACACUUCAACACACACAAAAACACAAACACACGCAGAACAGAAAAUAAAUAACGGGAAAUAAAUUCCCAUUCUCCACAUGGAAACUCCGAUCACCGGAUGUAAUCGCCGGUGACGGGGGAUAGGGAAGUGAAAUUACUGUACUACCCUCGCACGGGAAAAAACACAAAAAUUCCCCAUGGAUUCGCCGGAGGUCAAUGAGGAAGAUCAGAUUAAUGACACGAGCGAUGAAGCCAGUCGCCGCCGCCGCAUACUUUUCCGUUCACUCUUCUCCGUCGCGUUCUCUCUCUCGGUCUUCUCUCUCUUCUCGUUUUCCGUGCUGUAUCUAGCUGUUUUGAUUGGAAAUUUAUCCAUUUGGAGCCCGAUUUCUGUACACUCGCGCUGCAAAAUAGUUUCCAGCAGUGUUGAUCUGAGGUCAUCUAAGGUUUGUGAAUUAGGGCUGCUAAAUUACAAAGCCAAGUAUGUGUUUUAUCCAUUUGAGCGUAAAAAAUAUCGAUGCCAUUAUGACUACUAUUGGGCUUCCGUGUUUAAGGUUGAAUACACAGACCAUUCAGGGCAGGCAAGGUUUGCAUUAGCCGAGGCUCCUAACGAAGCCCUUCCAGAUGACUGUAGACCCAGUUUCGGUACUGCAUGGUUGACCAAAGAUAAAUUUAAGGUAAACGGAACGUACGAGUGCUGGUACACACUUGGCAUUUCCAAAGUGAACAUAAAUCACAAAGGUUUAUUUAACUGUCAAGCAGAGGAACCUUCUACUGUCGAGAUGCUUAAAAGAUAUUCCAUCUUGUUUAUAAGGAUAUUGAAGUCGUGGUUUUACAAUUGGGAUUCGAUAAAUCAAUGGAGAUGGGAUGUAAUAGCUGGACUAAUAACCGGCUUUCUUACAUCCUUAUUCUCUAUUGCCUUUGUCGGACUUUUACACCCGUUUUUAGCCUUCAUUCGUAGACUCGUUGCAUCUUGGAUGUCGACUCCAUAUCCAAGUACUGUUCUACUAAAACGAGCUUGUUUUUUUGCUUUGUAUUUCUCGUGUAUGAGUUGGGUCACCAUUCAAUAUGUUAAAAGGCUCGGCCUCUAAUUCGAAAAUAUUAUAGUUUCUUUUUACGAUUAAUUAGGAGGCACUCAAUUUUCCAGUAGUGCUACUAUUGACGAAAUAAUGUAAACAUUUUUUUUCUACCGGUAUAAAUAGUUUUUGUUAGCUUGUUGUACGAGGAUCGAAUGUGUUGUACAGAUUUAACUUGUAAUACUUUUGUGUGAUUAUAGUUUAUAGUACCGGUAAUUUCGUUUA